Acanthoscelides obtectus is the source of this 241-nucleotide messenger RNA. The record is from the annotation of a GenBank genome assembly. NCBI's taxonomy places the organism in Eukaryota, Metazoa, Arthropoda, Insecta, Coleoptera, Chrysomelidae.
AAACAAUGAAGUUGACUUCAGCUUCACCACGAUUGAUGUCCAAGAAACUGAAAUCGCCACAAAGCACCUUGAGACUAUCAAUGAUGGAUUGUUUUUUGAUUCGGAUAUUCAGAAAGAUACAGAGAGUGGGAUAAGUGUGAUUCGUACUUCAGAUCAACAUAGUGACGACCUUGAGUUUCUACCAGAAGUCCAAAACUAUGUAGAAAUAGACUCUGGCAACGUAAUAAACAUAUCUGAAAAC